AAACAAUACUAAAAAUAGACGCCGUGACCAUCUAUUCUUUGAAUGCAGCUUCUCCAUGGCGGUUUGGUCUUCUUUUGCUAGUAAGUUCUUCGUAAAUCCGCCAAGCUCUCUUCGUGAUGUUGCGAGUUGGAUCCAGUCCAGACCAGUCAUUGCCUCUCAACCUCGGCCGCCUAACGCUACUAUCACUAAGCUCAUCCUUCAGGCGUCAAUCUCUGCUAUUUGGAAGGAACGCAACUCGCGCAUCUUCUCUGUGGCUUCUUGCUCGAUACCUGUCAUCCGCAAGUCUAUUGAUCGCUCUCUCCGUGAUCGCCUGCUUUCGUUCCCUGCUCCUUCUUCCUCCGCUCCUUUUUUACUUGCAGUUUACUUUGGUUGUAUUCCUUUUGUUUAAUUUCUGUUUAUCGUUUUAUCCUUCCACUAGGUUGAUUAAUAAAUUGUAUGCAACAUGAAAAAAGAAAAUAGUAUAAAAUUUAACAUUUACACC
Molecule: messenger RNA, 481 nt
Organism: Arabidopsis thaliana (thale cress)
Lineage: Eukaryota; Viridiplantae; Streptophyta; Magnoliopsida; Brassicales; Brassicaceae
Product: reverse transcriptase family protein
Exons: 1
Coding region: 56-388 (110 amino acids)
Source: RefSeq, marked reviewed